Molecule: messenger RNA, 2153 nt
Organism: Cynoglossus semilaevis (tongue sole)
Lineage: Eukaryota; Metazoa; Chordata; Actinopteri; Pleuronectiformes; Cynoglossidae
Product: citron Rho-interacting kinase-like
Exons: 6
Coding region: 982-1584 (200 amino acids)
Source: RefSeq, a predicted model, not a curated record
UGUAUAUGUGUGGUGGUGGUGGGGAAUUCGAUUGUCCAGGACUUUCCCUUCCUUAACAAAAAUAUUUCUCUGUCAUUAUCUUCUUUACCGUUAAGGUAAUUUGAAUGACUGAAAAUAAAAUAACUUAUAUUCUAGUUAAAUUUAUUUCACACAAUUAGAAAAGUUUAAACAACCCUCCUGUAAGUUAGGCCACUAUUAUUCAGCUGAUAUGUUACUAUUUUAUGCUUAAAAUAUCUUUGGGUCCCUUUUCAUAAUAAAACCAAUUUCCUGAAUGCCUUUUUGCGUUAAUUUUUUUUUUUUAUUUUUUGUUCAGUUUUAGCCUUUUCUGGCCUACCUACUGUGUUGCUAUCAUUUGACCAACUGCCAUUUCCACUUCAUUUAGAUCUGUCCACUGGAAUAGUUUAAGCUUUAGCUCAGUCCUGAAGAAAGGACUUCUGGAGUUUAAAAAAAAAAUUCAGAUUCACUAAAUAAAUAUGUUAAGUUGGUGGUAAUUCAAUCUGCCCCUCCCCCAGAACAUUUUUGUCAACCCAGCUACAGUAUGUAAUCAGUAAUAUGCUGCAUUACUCCACAUAGUUUUUCUCUUUUCCCUCCCUUCUGUCUCUCCUCUUGCUCUGUCUCUCUGUUAGCACUAAUCUCUAGUCGUGCUCACAGUCUUACAGCUUCCUGCCCUUCCAUAUCCCUCUCUCCCCCUCCGUUCUCUCUGUCUCUCCCCCCUUCAGCAUCACUUCUUUUUUUCUCCCCAGUGAGGAUGACAUCCCUGAGUUUGAUGAACCAGCGCAGCUGAUUCUGGCUGCUGGCUUCUGAGGGAAACCCCACAUGAAUGGUUUCACUGGAGCAGGACUUGCCGCAUCUGUGGAGGACCAAGUGCAAGACCUGUCAUCUAAAGCAACCUCUCUACUUCAUCCAUCGAUAUAACAGAUACAACCAGACGCCUGCAGGAUCUUCAGCAGAUAACAGGCCACAGACAGCACCGACGGACACAUGUCACAGGUUGAGCAGGAAAUCUCACUUGUCCAGAGGAGAAUGUCUGACCUGGAGUCAGUUCUGCAGCAGAAGGAUAUUGAGUUAAAAGCCUCAGAGACCCAGAGGAGCAUCCUGGAACAGGACCUGGCCACCUAUAUCACAGAAUGUAGUAGUCUGAAGCGCAGUUUGGAACAGGCCCGUAUGGAAGUGUCACAGGAGGAUGACAAAGCUCUGCAGCUCCUCCAUGACAUCCGUGAACAGAGCAACAAGCUCCAGGAGAUCAAGGAGCAGGAAUACUGUGCUCAGCUAGAGGAGAUGAGAGUGACCAUCAGACAACUGGAGGAGGACCUGUCUGCUGCUCGAUGUCGCAGUGACCUGUACGAGGCUGAACUGAAAGAUAAUUGUCAGACCAGCGAGGAGCUGAACAGAAAAGCUGCAGAUUAUCAGCACAGGGCCAGAGAACAGGAAAAAGCAGAGUCAGAGGAGGCAAUCACCAAACUGGAGAAGGUGGUGUAUGAAGAUAGGUUACAUUCAUUUUUAAUUUUAUCCCUGAAUAUAACAAAUAACCUUUUUACUUACUUAUUUAUUGAACUUAAAAACACGUCAACUUGUUCAAUAUAACUAUUUGCCAUAAAGAAUUUUACUAAUGGAGUCACCCCUGCCAUUUGUACACAGUUACUGUAGUCUGGUCUGUGAUGUCUGAAAAUACAUAGCGAUCAGUAAACUGGAAAAAAAAGACAUUGUAGUUUUAAUAUUUAUUAGCUGUUUUCAGCUAAUGCAAAGCUAGCUAGGCUAAUUAGUUGCUAUUAGCAAGCUAGGCUAACCUGUUGCUAUUUUCUGCAUAUUUUGCUUUUGCAUGUCAGUUGACAGUUAGUCAUCUAACUGAUUUUGCUUAUUUUUUAGCAUUUAUUUUUAUAAUUAUCUAUGACUUUACUAGAUUUUACAGUUUAUUUUUAAGCAGUGUGAACUAUUAGCAACCUUUUGGACAAAUGCCUAACCAAUAUCCUUCUUUUAUCUUUAACCCAGCUGGCCUGCUAUAAUGCCCAAGUGGCAAUUACCUACUAGGUUACCUAACUUUGGUUUACAUUUUAUUGUAUUUUUAGCAGUGCAGGUAAUAUGAAGCCAAAAUACUUAUUUUUAUUUAAUUACCUACUAUAGUCCACAAAUAUAUAUUUUGUUAAGACUGUAGU